Dacryopinax primogenitus is the source of this 756-nucleotide messenger RNA. RefSeq lists its product as uncharacterized. Bases 21 to 398 code for a protein of 125 amino acids. NCBI's taxonomy places the organism in Eukaryota, Fungi, Basidiomycota, Dacrymycetes, Dacrymycetales, Dacrymycetaceae. The transcript has 2 exons. The record is from RefSeq and is a predicted model, not a curated record.
CACUGUCUCCUCAAUCCACCAUGUCGGCACCUCGCAGGUACUGGAUAAUGCUCGCACUUGCAUCCUGCACUGUUGUAUCUCUUGGGAUGAACUCUAUCAGCAUGAGAGAUAGGCAACGCUCGGAGCGCACGAUAUUGACUACGCAACAGUCUGUCCUCCGCGAACUCAAUAUACGGUACCGGCGAGGCGAGCGUGUUCCCGAGAAUGAAGAGGCACGAUUACUUAGGCUCGCGAACAUUCGAGUCAAUAAGAAGGAGGAGCAGAAGACGACGGUAAUGCAGGCCAUUUUUGGCAGGCAGCCAACGCCGGCGGAUGAGGCGAAGGAGUUGGAGAAGUUGAAGCAGUUUUGGGAGGAAGCUUUGCGAGAAGACGAGAGCCAGAAGAGCACGUUACCCUAAUCUGGACUCCAGAUUACAGAGUGUCCUCGGCCACUGCCCGUCACCAGCACUGUCUCCGCGUGGCUAGAAGCCCAGUCACGAAUCAGCUCUCGCCUCGCCAGGGCCGCAUCGCCCGGAGAAGGAAAUAACCCCGGUCCGUGUGUGCAUCCCGGGCCCAUUAUGGGCAUUGUUACCGCAUUGUCGUCGCAUCUUACGGAAUCUGCGCAAUCUCAUACCGAAGAAAUGACGCCUUCCGACUGCCGACACGGGAUCCACAUCCCUAGAGCAGGUUUCUCCAUUCGGUACUUUCGGUACGACAACGCUAUUUUCAGGUUCACAAUGUCGAUUUCCACAAGACCCGUGCCGAACUUCAUAUGCC